UCGGCCGGCAUGCCCAGUGGCAAUCCGAUCCAAUCGUACAACUACACCAUCCCCUACUCCACUGGAUCAUCGGUCGGUAGCCCGAUCACAGCUUCCGCUCCGUCGUCCGCUGCAAGCACUGGUGCUAUCCCAACGUAUAGCAAUUUGACAUCCUCUGCGACUCUCACGAGCUUCGUCACCUUCACUAUCUUGCCAACUGGUUCUCCGGCUAUUCCAAGCAACAGCACAGCCAGCACGCCCUUUUCACCCAUUACCGCUUCUCUCAACGGCACUUCAAGCGGCUUCGCAUCUCCAACCGGAACCGGCUCGCCCAUCACAGCCUCUGCCGGCUUCCCGACUGCGUAUCCUUUCCCGAUCGUCAGCACUGGCGUACCAUCAUCUCCAAGCGGCUCACUCGGCUCUCCGAUCAGUCCUGGCAACUCGACAUCUUCCGCCUCUGUCACCGACUCGCCAACGCUCCCGACUGAUGCUCCAGGCGGAACCACUACCGUCUUCGUCACCGUCUUCCCGACAUUCA
Molecule: messenger RNA, 517 nt
Organism: Zymoseptoria tritici IPO323
Lineage: Eukaryota; Fungi; Ascomycota; Dothideomycetes; Mycosphaerellales; Mycosphaerellaceae
Exons: 1
Source: RefSeq, a predicted model, not a curated record